CCAGUUUGGGAGUAUAGUAAGCAAUGUUUCAAAUAUUUACUUAUUUUCUGUAAAAAGUUUGUGCUUAGAAUGAAUUCUGAGCUAUUCGAGAACUUUAAUACGACAAAUCAAACAUCGCCUCACUAUGAAAGGCAUCUGAACUUUGCCAAACCAUUGGCGAAGGAGCUAUGUGAAAGAAUCUCGCUGCUGGAGUCGAGUGAACGCUGUGAUUAUGCCAGCAAUAGUGAGUCGUGUCAGGAUCGGGUGUUCCUCUUGAACUACAACAGUUACUUUUACUGUGUGUGCGAUGAUAAUGCUCUAUCCCGAACUAUGUGCAUUAUAAUGCUGCUUGUCGAGAGUGCUCUGAUAUUUUGGAUGAUUUACGAAGUCACGAAUCAUUUCCUUAUACCAGCACUAACAGGAAUGUCCAAGUUGCUGAAUUUGAAUGAAUACGUUGCUGGGGUGACUGUCAUGACACUUGGCAACAAUGCACCAGAUAUUUUUGGUGGCAUUCUCGCAUUGAAUUCGGUAUCGCGUCACAAUUAUUCGGACACGAUGGCCAAGAAUCUAUUCGUGAGUACAGUUAUAUCAUCCAUAGUGAUGUGGGUAACACCCUUUGCCAUCGAUGGCACCUUCUUUCUGCGCGACGUCGGCUUCGUGCUACUCUAUGUGAGCUAUGUGGACUUUACCAUUAAGAUGUGCAAGGGAUUCGUUACAUAUAUCUGGGCCGUGUCCAUGGCACUCGUAUGUCCCAUUUACAUAAUAGUUAUCCUUAUCGAUGUGUAUCUGCAAUAUCGCAAGGAUAAACAAUGGCGGAGGGAGUCCAGAUCCACCGAGGAGAUGAAUCAGUUUGAUACGCUGAACUCGCCAUUCGAUUCGAUCAAGACGCAGACGACCAUUGAUUCUCGAUAUGCCGAUCAGUCGCCCAACAAGUUUCUAUUUAGGCAAUUCUUCAGUGUCUUCGACACUUUGGACAGGAAUAGCUUCAACAGCAAGUGGACCAUCCGUAAACUCUGGGCACUGGUUAAAGUGCCGCUCCUGUUCUGUCUGCGCUUUAUGAUACCACAAAUGAACUUCCAUGAUGUCUCAUACUCGUGGUCGAAGCUACUGUGCUGUAUCCAGAUUACCACAACGCCCAACCUAAUUAUCUUUAUGUUUCUUGCUGGCUAUGUGGACUUGUGUAUCUGGACUGUGCCGACGGUUGCAUUGUCAACUGUAUGUUUUUUACCAAUCUCAAUUUUAGCAUUUCGACAUUCCCGCACCGACGGGGUGCCCAAGUGGUAUCCUUACAUAUCGAUCAUAACAUUCAUAGUCUGUGCUUUUGUCCUCUAUGCGACGACCGCAGAGCUGAUCGCCUUGAUGGAAACUGUGGGCAUUGUACUCCGUUGCAGUCACACAUUCAUCGGGUGCACCGUCUUCACUUGGGGCUAUGGCUGGGCGGAGCUGACUGCGAAUGUGGGCAUGGCACGGAAGGGAUUUCCACGCAUGGCAUUUUCCGCUUGCUUUGGUGUCAUCAUACUCUCCAUCUUUACGUCCAUUUGCAUUCCGAUUUUGUAUAGUGUUGUUGCCUCAGAGACGGGUUAUGUUCGUAUUUCUGAGGGAACUGUUGGCGAGACGACCUCAAUUAUACUCAUUAUAUCGCUCAUUAUGUUCAUUUUAUAUGGCAUUACCACCAAUUUUAUGUUACGUCGAUCCGGUGGACUGAUGGGCAUAACUAUGUAUGUGCUGUAUCUCAUCCUCUCCAUCUCCAGUGAGUUCGAAUUUAUCCAUGCUUUCGGUACGGACCACAGACUGGAUCGUAGUCAUUUCGACGAAUACUUCUUGGUAACACUGAAUUGAGUUUCCUCGAAGCGAAGUUCACUUUGAAAUUUCAAUUGGCUUUUGCAGCGUCACAGAAAAACAUUGAAAACGAUUUCUUGAAUAAAUAACUUGGCCAGUUGCUCAUAUUUUGU
Drosophila grimshawi is the source of this 1931-nucleotide messenger RNA. Its product is annotated as mitochondrial sodium/calcium exchanger protein. The transcript has 7 exons. The record is from RefSeq and is a predicted model, not a curated record. Gene Ontology annotation, biological process: monoatomic cation transport; intracellular calcium ion homeostasis; transmembrane transport. Bases 70 to 1818 code for a protein of 582 amino acids. Lineage: Eukaryota; Metazoa; Arthropoda; Insecta; Diptera; Drosophilidae. Gene Ontology annotation, cellular component: membrane. Gene Ontology annotation, molecular function: calcium:sodium antiporter activity.